GGUGUUUCGGGUCCAGUGUAAACAGUUUACAGUCUGCUCUUAGUUGCAGCGAAUACCAAUAAAUUGAAUGGGCAGAACAUCUUUGUCUUUUAUCUAAUUGUAUGUUUUAGUUUAGGCAAAAGAUUAUCGUAAGAAGUGAUUCUUAUAAUUGUUUUUCAUUAGUUUCAUCGUUUACGUCUGAAAUAUAAUCAGCCAUGAGUCUAUCAAUAAAACAAGCAAAGACACCAGUUUCUUUAUUACAAGAAAUGAUGAUUAAGCAAGGUUCUGUACCAAAUUGGCAACUUAUCCAUGACGGUGGCGGUGGUCAUGAAAAUACAUUUGUGGUUGGAGUCACAUGUGACGGAUUAAAAGCUCAAGGAACAGGCAGAAGUAAAAAGGAUGCCAAACAUAAUGCUGCAAAAGCUUUGUUACAAAAAAUAGCUGAACGUAAUAACUUGCCACAGUUGCCUCCAAGUGUUACUGAAUCACCCGUUCGCACUCCACAACCAAUUGAGUUACCGGCUUCCACACAAUUACCACCAGACAUGCCUUUUCACAAUGCAAUUGGCAAUUUGAAGGACCUGUGUACUAUCAAUCAUUUAAAAGAUCUCAAAUUUGAAACUAUUGAUGAAGUUGGACCACCUCAUGCCCGGAUAUUUACUGUUCAAUGUACAGUAUCUACUUUCCGUGAAGUUGGAAUUGCCACAUCAAAAAAAGAAGCCAAACAUAGAGCUGCAAAAGAAAUGUUGGCCAAAAUUCAAGACCUUGUAGCGGAUAGCUGUUUUAUUAAUGAUAAAGAAUUAACUGAACAAGAAAAAGAAAAGUUGGAAGAAAGUCUUGCAAAAGCAUUAGAAAAAUAUCCUAAAUUAACUGUUUUGAAUAAAGAAAACAUUCAAAUGUCUCCAAUAAAUUGGGGUUUAAAGUUUAUCAACUUUUAUAAAGCAUAUACUGAUAUAUUUGAAGAAAGGCAAGGUGAAGUUUUGACAACAUUAAAAGUAUUAAGAGAUAUGUUGUGCCAAAGUCAACUUGAUAGUGACGUAGAAAGUCUUAUAGACAAUCUUACAGAACUAUUCAAGUCUUUCGAUUUUACUUUUGAGUCGUUUGAAAUUCCAUCAAAUGACCCAUCUGAACAAAUCAGUUGUAUGCGAUUGUAUUGUCAUCCACCUGUUUAUGAAAUUGGUAUAGGUAAUACCAAAAUAGAAUCCCAAAUAAGGUGCAUCGAAAAUUUUCUCGAUACUUUAAUUGAAUUCAUGGAAUAGUUUUUAAAGGUCAUGAUGUAAAAUUAUAUAAAUUUUACAUAUAAAUUGAUUUCAUUUUUUAGUCAUCCUCCAAAGGAAGUGAUGUAAGGAAAAUUAGUAUAAUAAUAAUUGUAUUAAUAAUGGUGAUAAUAUGUUAUAUAUAUUUUUAAACUAAUAAAUAAGUAUUUGUACUUAAGAGUAAACUGCAUUGCAUUUUUGUUUUACAAGAACUAAACAUUUUUAUUUGAUGUCGCACAACAGAGCCA
Molecule: messenger RNA, 1483 nt
Organism: Trichogramma pretiosum
Lineage: Eukaryota; Metazoa; Arthropoda; Insecta; Hymenoptera; Trichogrammatidae
Product: interferon-inducible double-stranded RNA-dependent protein kinase activator A homolog
Exons: 3
Coding region: 195-1238 (347 amino acids)
Source: RefSeq, a predicted model, not a curated record